Molecule: messenger RNA, 2119 nt
Organism: Rhipicephalus sanguineus (brown dog tick)
Lineage: Eukaryota; Metazoa; Arthropoda; Arachnida; Ixodida; Ixodidae
Product: fatty acid synthase-like
Exons: 9
Coding region: 17-2119 (700 amino acids)
Biological process (GO): fatty acid biosynthetic process
Molecular function (GO): fatty acid synthase activity; 3-oxoacyl-[acyl-carrier-protein] synthase activity
Source: RefSeq, a predicted model, not a curated record
UCUUGCAGCACCAGCCAUGAGGAUCUCCACGGCCAUCAUCGCUUCCCUGGUCGGCGUCCUGAUCGUCUCCCUGGCCGACGACUCCGAGGCCAAGCUAGGCCUCGCCUUGGCGCCGUUCAUCUGGGCUGGAAACCUGGCCAAGGACGCGACGCAGUCCCUGGUCGCCUACAAGCUGUCUCUAGCUACCAAGGCCCUCGCCAUGAUCACCGGUAACCGCUCCUUUCGGGCCACCAUCUCGUACGACUCUCGGCUCGAGCGGUACGAGGACGCCCCUGCACAGGACGUUGAUGAAGGAGCUGCCUGGAGCAGUCUCAAGAGCCCGGUACCAGUCACGUCCCCUCCGGAACCUGUACACGUCGACAUCGAGGUGCCCGCCGUGACGAAGCCCGUCAUCCGUAUUCCUACGCUACCACCAUUGCCCAAGACUAAGGCGCCUAAGAUCGUCGACCCUAAGGUCGUGGUGCCCCAGCUGCCGAGAAUCGUGGUUCCCAAGCUGGUCGUACCCAAGCUCGUCGUGGCUGAAGUCUCCGUUCCCGGUGUCGUGCAGUCCAAGGUCGACCUGCUGAGGGCCAAGAUCAACGGCAAGCUCAAGCAGCUUGGGGCCAGUCCGUCGGGCUCCUCGGAGCCCCCAAGUACGCGAGCGGCUACAUCCAGGGUGGCUUCCGCGUCGGCCAUGGCACCGGCGCAGCAGCCCAAGUCCAGCUGGGUUCCAAUCCCGCGACUACUACGGCUCCACCCGCCGAACCGCGAUCUUCCGCCGACAACAAGACCGAGCUGUACGCGACCAAAACCAACCACAGCCGCCCGGUCCGCUCAAUCGACGCAGGCGUGGGUGGGCCGCUAUUUCCAGUUCAUCCAGGCGAACGACGCGGGCCGUUGCGUGGCGCUCAUGGUUAUCAUGAAGGGUGACGACAUCGUUAUCUCCGGCUUCUCGGCCUACUUUCCGCAAGCUGAUCACCUGGUCGAGUUCAAGGAGAAGCUCUAUGCUGGUGUGGAAAUGGUCACCGAGGAUGACUCACGAUGGCCUCCAGGAUACAAUGGCAUGCCGAGGCUUCACGGAAAGAUAAAAGACCUGUCCCGCUUCGACGCACAGUUCUUCAGUACGCACCCGAAGCAGGCUCAUGUGAUGGACCCACAGUUGCGAUUGCUGUUAGAGACGUCGUAUGAGGCCAUCUUGGAUGCUGGUUACGACCCGGAGACAUUAAAGAAGCGCAAGAUCGGAGUCUUCAUUGGGAACUCGGCUUCAGAGUCAGCCGAAGCAUUCAAGAUGGACCACUCAAAAAUGGACGGCUACGUCAUACUGGGGUGUCAUAGGGCUAUGUUCUCCAACCGAGUUUCUUACUCCCUCGACCUGCUAGGGCCAAGCAUGACUAUCGACACGGCCUGCUCGUCAACGAUGGUCGCCCUAAGCGAAGCCGUGGUGGCGUUGCGGUCAGGGCGUUGCGAGGCGGCCAUCGUGGGAGGAGCCAGCGUCACGCUUGAUCCGCACGUUAUGACCAACUUCAAACUGCUGGGCGUGCUCUCCGAGGACGGAAAGUGCAGGCCAUUCGAUUCAAAGGGCGUCGGCUACGUUCGCAGCGAAACUGUCGGUGCGUUCUUCCUUCAAAGAUAUUCCGACGCCCGGCGUGUAUAUGCCAGGGUCCUGAACGCCAACGCGAAUGCAGAUGGUUUCAAGGAAGAGGGUGUGCCGUACCCGUCGGCUGCCGGGCACGAGCAGCUCCUUCGUGACGCGUACACCGAGGCCAACGUGGACCCAACGAAAGUCGUCUAUGUCGAGGCGCAUGGCACCGGGACCAAGGCUGGCGGCAUCCAGGAGUUGGAGGCAAUCAGCAGCGUCUGUUGCUCACCGGAGCGCGAAAAACCACUUUUGAUCGGAUCUGUCAAAAGCAAUAUGGGGCAUUCCGAGAGCGCCUCCGGUGUCUCUUCUGUUGCCAAGGUGAUACUCGCCAUGGAGACUGGUACAAUUGCAGCCACUCUACACUUUCAUCAACCAGACCCUGAAAUGCGCUCAUUGCACGAUGGCCGCAUAAAAGUAGUUGACAAGCUAACGCCAUUCGACGGUGGCUUGGUGGGUAACGCCAUGGAGAAGGAGAGCUUAUCACAUCGCAACCCCAAGUAG